Aaosphaeria arxii CBS 175.79 is the source of this 1151-nucleotide messenger RNA. Its product is annotated as Clavaminate synthase-like protein. Bases 1 to 1143 code for a protein of 380 amino acids. The transcript has 2 exons. Gene Ontology annotation, molecular function: dioxygenase activity. Lineage: Eukaryota; Fungi; Ascomycota; Dothideomycetes; Pleosporales. The record is from RefSeq and is a predicted model, not a curated record.
AUGGCCACAACAACUGUACAAACUUCGACAGUACAGGCGACUGGUGCCAGUGACAAGUCGCAGUAUGACUUCGCGAACUUAAAACCAUACGUUCAUCCACCAGAGACAAAAGAAGAUUUACCUUGGUCUGAGCUGGUAACGCUCGAUCUGGAGGACUACAACCGACCGGGAGGCAAAGAGAGAUUAGCAAAGCAGUUGGAGCACGCAUUCUACGUCAAGAACUUCGGCCUCUCUCAAGACCAAAUCGACCGACAAUUCACCCUAGCAAAGAACUUCUUCGAGCUCCCCGUCUCCGAGAAAGAAAAAUUCGAAGUAAACUACGGCAUAGCCGACUACAACGGCUGGCGACGCCCUGGCCGCGCCACAGUAGGAAAAGCAAAAGACAACAUCGAGAUGUACAACAUCCCCAAGUUCAUCGAUGAUUUCAAGGGAAAAUACGACCACCCAGACCUCAUCAAGGCGCACUUGCCCGAGAUCGAAGUCUUCCAUCGCGCGCUUCAUGCAAAUGUCGUCUUGCCAUUGCUUCGUCUCUUUGCCAUUGUUCUACAAUUACCGGAUGAGGAGUACCUGGUGAAGCAGCACACUUACGAGAAGAAGUCGGAAGAUCACUACCGCUACAUGCUGUACCACCCUCGCUCAGACGAAGAAUGGGAAUCUGCGAACAACGGCGCAACAGGUGGCCAUACAGAUCUCGGAACCGUCACAUUGCUCUUCCGUCAACCUGUGGCUGGACUUCAGAUUCUUGGCGAAGAUGGAAACUGGACAUGGGUUAGUGCACAGCCGGGGACCAUCACCGUCAACCUCGCAGACACUAUCUCCCAUUUGACGGGCGGAUGGCUCAAGUCGUCUGUCCAUCGUGUACUCGCGCCGCCGAAGGACCAACGUGACCAGAAUCGGACAGGAUUGUUGUACUUUGCUCGUCCGCAUAAUGACACUAAGUUGCUGCCUAUUACGGAUAGCCCUGUGCUAGAGAAGGCGGGAGUGAAGCCUAGGUUUGACAAGAUCGUUACCAUGGAAGAGUGGGUCAAGGCGAAACAGACACUCCAGCUGAACCCGGACAUUGCGGCUAAGAGGUAUGCUGAGCGAGGAGAUGGGAAGGUUGAAGUGUUGGCUGGAUUUCAUGACCAGAAAUAUAAGGAAUGAAGACCAAC